UAUAUUCAAUACGAUUUAAAAGUCAAAGGACGUCAUUCCUCCUCUCCCCGGGCUUCCCCGUUUAUUAAAUUGACAGCCGAGAGAGGCACGGGUACCACUAACAUGACAGUAGUGUUUUCGUUGAACUUUGCACUGAGACCACAUUGUUAGGAAAUGAAAGCUUGAGAAGUUUACAACAAUUGAAAUGCAUUUUGCUCUUCAAAAUGUACUGUAAGGAUUAGAAAAGUCCCUGAUAAAAGCCAAUGGCUUUCCAGAGGGCUUGGAGAGAAGGAGAAGAACCGUUUUAUACCGAUUCCGAUCAUAGCUCCGAAGAGAGAUUACCAAAUGUACAAAUAUCAAAUCCAGCAAUAUCCAUAACAGAUAGUGAGAGAGAUCUUGGAGCUGGAGGCUUCAGGAAUGCACGUUUCAAGCGUGACAAGGGAAAGUAUGAAAGUUCAAAUUCCUUGCUGCAUGAAGACAGAACAGCAAGUUUUAGUACUACAGCAUCAGUAGAGUUUGACUCUGAAGAAAAUAUCAAUAGCAACACAGAGGGUUUAUUUUGGUUGAGACAUCCAAGAGUAAAAGAAAACUACAAAACAGUUGCUGCAGCAUUUUUGCUGUUCUUUGCUGGAUUUGUUUUUCUCAUUGCUGGAAUCGCUUUGUCAGGAAUAAAAGAUGCAGAUGAAGAAAACAGUCAUAAAGCAAUCAUAUUCUURGUAUGUGCAGCCAUAUGUAUCAUCCCUGGAGGAUACCAUAUAAURUACAUAUACAGAGCCACUAGAGGGGAAAGAGGUUACAACUUUGAAAGCAUUCCAUCAUUUAAGUGAAUUAUGAAAUUUUUUGAAAUAAUAGUUUGGCUAUCAGUGAAAUUUGAAAGCGCUUAGCAAAAUAGUUGUCAAAAUUAUUAGAAUUAUUGAUAGUGUAUCUAUAGCCAGCUAAUGUUACUUGUAUGUCAAGAGAAAGUAACCUUAGUAUCAGGCCUGUMAGAGGGCCUGGUUGGMGUGGAUACAGGGGACAGGAUUUUAAUUCCUUAAAAUGUAAAACAUCAUAUAAUUCUAAAUGUAAUUUAUGAAAUAAUAUAGUCAUCCUAAUUCCCAUAAUGUUCACAUUUAACUGAAUUCCUCCCUUCCAAAAAUCCUGCAUCCACACCUGCUUMAGGGGAGAGUGAGAGCUUGGAUUUGUAUUUAAUAUUUUGCUCUUAGAAUUAAUUUGUCUGUAAUUUAUUUGAGAUACUUUGAAAUAACGUGGACAACCAUACAUAAAUAAAACCAUUUUGUAUA
This is a messenger RNA of Exaiptasia diaphana, 1259 nucleotides long. RefSeq names its product transmembrane protein 134. The record is from RefSeq and is a predicted model, not a curated record. The coding region runs from base 243 to 806 and encodes 187 amino acids. NCBI's taxonomy places the organism in Eukaryota, Metazoa, Cnidaria, Anthozoa, Actiniaria, Aiptasiidae. The transcript has 7 exons.